AUGCCUCCAAAGAAGAACACAAAAGCACCAGCACCAUCACCAACAGCCUCUACCAGAUCGUCGAGAUCACAAACCAAGGCUGGCGUUGCCGCUACAGACACCGCCGCUACCGGAGAUACAAUAAAAGCUAGCACAGUUGGAAAGCGGAAACGCACGGUCGCCGAAGUGGCUCCUGUCCCGUCCGACUCGGAUUCGGAGGAGGCCCCGGAGGUGAAGGCUAAAGCUAAAACGGGGCCGAAGAAGAAGGCUGCUGCUAGCCCUACGAAGAAGGCAAGAACGACAACAACUACUCCAAAGAAGAGAGCCAAUACGCCGUUUUCACUUAGAACUUGUGAGAAUUGGUUUGAGAGCUUAGAGGAUCCCGAAUCUCCAGGAAACAUUACCUACAGAACUAUUCCAGCAUGGCUCGAGGAGCUCGGUGUCUCGGCUGAAGGCGUUGUCUUUUAUGUCAUUGCCUGGAUAUGCAAGGCAAAGCAGACUUUCACCAUUUCGAAGGAAGAGUUUUUGUAUGGGAUGAACACUUUAGUUGCUGAUUCAAAUGAAGCACUCGUUCGAAAACUACCCUCGAUGCUUAAAGAGGUUUCCCCGUCACACUCAAACAAAACGUUCGACACAUUCUACAAAUUUUGUUUCAAUUACUUUAAACCAGCAGAUGUCAAGAAUAUUACGAUGGAAGUAGCACAAGAGUUGUUUACGAGUUUGCUGGAUGUGAAUAGAUAUUCGCUGAGUUGGACACCUUCUGAAGAAAACGCAAAUGAGUGUGGAGAAAAGGAGGGGGACUUCCCACACAGAAAGGCUUUUGUGGACUUUUUAGGCCAGAGCUCUUUGCAGGUUAUUACCAGGGACCAGUAUGAACAGUUUCUACCAUUCAAUAAGCACGUGCCGUGGGAUUUGGUAGGAUUUAAUGAGGAAGAGAGUACUUGGCCUACACUUAUGGAUAAUUAUAUCGCAUGGAGAAAGGAAAAGUGCCCGUAA
Morchella importuna is the source of this 975-nucleotide messenger RNA. RefSeq lists its product as uncharacterized. Gene Ontology annotation, molecular function: cullin family protein binding; ubiquitin conjugating enzyme binding; ubiquitin-like protein binding. Lineage: Eukaryota; Fungi; Ascomycota; Pezizomycetes; Pezizales; Morchellaceae. Gene Ontology annotation, biological process: protein neddylation; positive regulation of ubiquitin-protein transferase activity. The transcript has 5 exons. Gene Ontology annotation, cellular component: ubiquitin ligase complex. The coding region runs from base 1 to 975 and encodes 324 amino acids. The record is from RefSeq and is a predicted model, not a curated record.